Messenger RNA from Tympanuchus pallidicinctus (lesser prairie-chicken), 1384 nucleotides. It is a transcript of the gene SELENOS, whose product is annotated as selenoprotein S. The coding region runs from base 55 to 567 and encodes 170 amino acids. The record is from RefSeq and is a predicted model, not a curated record. Gene Ontology annotation, biological process: retrograde protein transport, ER to cytosol; endoplasmic reticulum unfolded protein response. Gene Ontology annotation, cellular component: endoplasmic reticulum membrane; Derlin-1 retrotranslocation complex; Derlin-1-VIMP complex. The transcript is spliced from 7 exons. NCBI's taxonomy places the organism in Eukaryota, Metazoa, Chordata, Aves, Galliformes, Phasianidae.
GAGGGCGGUGAUUGGCGGAGGGGCGGCUCCCGGACGUGAGGCGGCAGCGGGGCCAUGGAGCUCGGGGACCGCGGCGGAGCCGGGCCGGGCCCGGGGAAACCGGCUGUGGAACGGGAAGGGCUCGAGCUGCUGCAGCACACGGUGGGCGCCCUGCUGUCGAGCUAUGGCUGGUACGUCCUGCUGGCCUGCGUCGCCAUCUAUCUCAUCGUGCAGAAGAUUUCCUCGCGGUGGGGGAUGAGGCCCAGCAGCCAGCGAGGAGCAGCUGGAGCAGACAUAGAGCCUGACAUGGUGGUAAGGAGACAAGAAGCUUUGCUGGCAUCUCGUCUGAGGAUGCAAGAGGAGCUGAAUGCACAAGCAGAAAGAUACAAAGAAAAACAAAGACAGCUUGAAGAACAGAAGCGAAGGCAGAAGAUAGAAAUGUGGGAAAGUAUGCAAGAAGGAAAAAGUUAUAAAGGAAACCUGAAACUGAGUCAGCAAGAAGCAGAAUCUGGUGCCUCCGCCUCAUCAGCAGUCCCGAAAUCUAAACCAAACAAGAAGCCCUUGCGAGGAGGUGAUUCUGUCCACUGAAACCUUUCCCUAAGAAGAAUGUGGCCUUGUUUAUCAGUGUUGAGGCUAUAACCCCCUGUCUGGAGAAGGAGGUGGAACUUGUUCCUGGAGACCAGGCCGUAGGGGCCCCUCUGCAGGUGGAUGAGGCUAACCUGCCUGGGGUCCCUUCAGCUUGCCCACUGUCUGCUGCCUACAGUUUGCUGUCACACUGACUCCUUUGGGAUUUGUUUGAGCACAGGUGUUAACACAGAUUCACACCAUUUCUGAAUAUUAACAGCAGCUACACGAGAAAAAUACCUGAUCCUCUAAGAGAGGGUGAAGGAAGAAAUAAUGUCAGUGUAAUUAGUCACUUUGUUUUCUCUUUAGUGAGGAAGUAGCCUCCAGCCAGGACGAUCAUUUGUGGUUGUGAGAGCUGGGUUCCAUGGCUGACCAUCCAGAAGUCUGGCCUCAAACAAAUCAAUGUCUAGACCUCAGUUUACCUGCUUAACAACGAGGGCUUCACCAACCUUACAUGCAUGCAAUGGGAUUUACUGUGUUUGGCUGGAAGAUACAUGGGUGGGAAGAAUAUUAUCAUUGGCAGACAGGUUCAAUUUUAGAAGGAGGGCCUUUGAGGAAAGCUGGAUGAACUGACAGAUGCGUUGGGUUUGCACCAGAAGCUCCUUAUUGUGGAAGAGUCUCUGUGACAAGCAGCUUUGUAUGAUGUUUUCCUUAUAAAUGGUGAACAAACCACUGAGGAUUACUGAUGCUAGGCAGCAGAUGAGGGUUUCUUGCUAUUCUUUUAAUUUUCCACUGCUUUGUAAAAACGAUACAGUUAAUAUUAAAUAUAAUUGCAAACAAA